AUGCACACUUCAGCCCUUCUUACUUGUUUCAUCACGGCAUUGCAGAUAAGGGAAGUCACAUUGGCAGGAUUCAGAGAGCACAAUAGCACAGUCGAAAAUGCACGGAGUGCUUAUGUUGCACUAUAUGCCGAACGAAAUGGAUACUCUCACCGAGUCUUCAUUGGAAGCAGAAAAAGCAGUUCACUGCCCUUGUUUCACUUCGCAGCUCCAUGCUGUGGAUUCCAAGUUCUGACUCUGAAGAAGAUGUCAGCAUAUCUAGUUUGGAAUUCACAUCGACAGAGAAUUGGACUACACUGCCAACAACACUGGCCAACAAUUUGGAAACUGACAACACAUUUUGACCAGUUUUUUUUUGUAGAGAACCAAGAAGAGUAA
This is a messenger RNA of Cylicocyclus nassatus, 375 nucleotides long. The record is from the annotation of a GenBank genome assembly. Lineage: Eukaryota; Metazoa; Nematoda; Chromadorea; Rhabditida; Strongylidae.